UCUUCUGGAAGGGUUGCUCUCUUGUUGGGUGAAUUAAUGUCUUUGAUUUCUUGGGUGAGUGGUCUCCUAAGAUUAGUUGAUGAGCAUACUAGGUUGAGUAUAUGUGUAAUGAUCUUAAUGGCUAGUUAACCGAUCAGGUUUCUUGGUUGAAUUAAUCCAACUGAACUGUUUAGUCGUCUUAGCAAACCAUCUAACUCACUCCUUGAAAACAAUCAAGGGGUUUUCAGCUAUUCAAUAUGAUUACCAUUAAAAAUUCACUCAAACAUCACACUAAAAGGCAACUCAGAUUUUUGAUCUAGCACUUUUUUUUACUUAACCCAAUAAAAUUCUUUAUUUUUUGGAUAGAAUUAUGUUCAUUUAUGCCCUACUUUCCUCUUAAAAGCAUAUCAUCCUAAAAGUCUAGCAUGAGUGGCUCUUGUAUGGCUUUGAUUUUGACAUUAACUCCUUACCCUCUUCGAAUCGUUCCUCUCAAAUCUAGCCCAACUCGAAUAGUUUGAUAUUCUCCUAUGAUUCAUUGUGUAGAUCUCCAUGUACAUGAUUAGGUCCAGUUGAUAUGCAUUGUCACUUUAAUUUUUUAGUUAAUGCAAGUGCCUCUUUUUAUUUUUCUUUAAACUUAUGCCUAUGCCGAUUGUUGUACCUUUGUUGUGAUUGGCACAAUUUACCUUCUUAUGCUACCAUCAUACUCCCUUAAUAUGUUAUUGUGCUUCUAUUGGACCAGUCCCUUGUUGCACAAUUUUUGCCAUAAAUGGAUUAGAAAAUCUAUAAAUAAGAAAACUUAGAAGAAAGUUGACAAAGCAUACUACUAGACAUGUAUAACAUCAGUGAAAUUCUAUUUUAUUGAUGCUGAACUUCAAAGAGAAGUCAUCGAGCUUGUGGUAACAUGCAAAUAAUGCUAGAGAAGGAUGAGAGAUCUAUUUCUAUGGAGUUCAACGAUAAUAACAACAAAAAGCAAAUCUGCAUAAUAAGAAUGGACUUUGCUUCACAAACAAGCUCUUGUUACAGGAAAUCCACAUACAAAGCGCCGAGCCAUUAGGCCCAGCACAUGGCAAUUCUCCCAAAUCCAAGCAAAACUUUAUCGAGUCAAUGCAUGGAACGGCGUGCCCUCUUUCAAAUCAGUAGAAUGAUCCCCUCCAAUAUAAAUAACUACCCAAUGCAGUUAUCUUCUCCACCACCUAUAAACCAACACUGAUCAGAUCAAAAUGGCCAACAGAAUUGGUGGUAAAAAACUGAACUUUACUCUACUGCUGGUGUCACUGAUAAUCCAAUUGAUUUCCUUUGAUGGAGGAGUUAGCAUGGCCGAGGUGGUGGAGGCUGGACCGGGCGAUAAUAGAAAGGGGAACUUGGAUCCGGCAUCGACUAACUAUAUUGUUCUGGACAAGAAUCCUAAAACCGGUCAGGAGAGGUUCUUCUGCCUUUCCAGAGGGAGGUGUCGAUACAAAAUAAUUCAGUGCCCGGCACAGUGCCCUCAGCGCAAGCCAAGGAAAAACCGAGUCGUGAAGGCUUGUUUCGCCGAUUGCAGCAGCCGCUGCGAAACCACCUGCAAGCAUAGAUUGCCGAAUUGCAACGGGUUCGGGUCCAUCUGCUAUGAUCCCCGGUUCGUCGGCGGCGACGGCACCAUGUUCUACUUCCACGGCUCCAAAGGCGGCAACUUUGCUCUCGUCUCCGACCGCCACCUCCACAUCAACGCUCACUUCAUCGGAAUCCGUCCCGCCGGGCGUUCACGUGACUUCACUUGGAUUCAAGCCCUCGCCGUCAUGUUUGAGUCCCACAGCCUCAUCGUCGCCGCUCGGCGCGUGGCAGUAUGGGAUGAUUCGGUGGACAUGCUCUCAUUGCUAUUCGACGGCGCCGCGAUUGCCCUCCCGGCCGAGUCCGAUGGAGAAUGGCGGAGCCAGACGGGGGAGGUGGUGGUGGAGCGAACAUCGGAGGCGAACAGCGUGCGGAUGAUGGUGUCGGGGAUGGUGGAGAUGGAGGUGAGGGCGGUGGGAAUAGGGGAGGAGGAGAACAGGACGCACGGGUACGGGUUGCCGGCGGGGGACGCGUUUGCCCACUUGGAGAUACAGUUCAAGUUCGGGAGGCUGUCGGAGGAGGUGGAAGGGGUUUUGGGGCAGACGUACAGAGCCGGAUACGUCAGCCGGGCGAAAAAAGGUGUGGCGAUGCCGAUGAUGGGAGGGGAAGAUCGGUACCAGACGCCGGGGUUUCUGUCUCCGCGUUGCAUAUCUUGCCGAUUCAACUUGGUAAAUUCGAUCAGUGACGAGGCUGCUGCCGCCGCCGUUAAGGAUGUGGCUCUGUAUUGAUGGUGAAGAGUAUGAUCUCUCGUUGAUUAUUAAACAAUAUUAGAGAUUAUGUUUUACUCAAAUUUGUUGGCGUGGUAACUUAAAACAAAAACUUGGAUCUAUAUGUACUAAAAAGCUUUUCUUUGGAGCAAUAAUAUAUUAAAAA
This is a messenger RNA of Phalaenopsis equestris, 2439 nucleotides long. RefSeq lists its product as uncharacterized. The record is from RefSeq and is a predicted model, not a curated record. The coding region runs from base 1200 to 2294 and encodes 364 amino acids. The transcript has 3 exons. Lineage: Eukaryota; Viridiplantae; Streptophyta; Magnoliopsida; Asparagales; Orchidaceae.